Molecule: messenger RNA, 615 nt
Organism: Daldinia loculata
Lineage: Eukaryota; Fungi; Ascomycota; Sordariomycetes; Xylariales; Hypoxylaceae
Exons: 3
Coding region: 1-615 (204 amino acids)
Source: RefSeq, a predicted model, not a curated record
AUGUCGAAACAGAGUAACAUAGAGCGUGGGAAAUGGCGUACUAAAUGUCGGGAGAAGCUGAGUGAACAUAUUGAAAAGCAUUUGGGUAUAAAUAUAAAACCAUCGCAAGUGAGGCUGCAAUCGACUCGUGAGGAUGGUUACUUAUGGAGAGCGCUUCCCGAGAAGCAACAUCUGUUUUCUAAGAAUUUGAGCGAACACUCAGCUAGAGCAUACAAAGAUUUGUGCGAGGGAGUGGGAACUACUUUUGAGGCAGUGAGAGCCACUCCGGAUUCAUAUCCAGGCCAAGAUGCAUUUGUCUCUAUUGGUACCGAACCUCCAAGCUUUACCUCGAGAAUCAAUGAGCUCCAAGUUCAGAACGACUACUUAACCCAACAGCUGAACCUUCUAAGGUUCCAGCUAGAGGCUGAGAUUAAAUUGCGACUUAGCGUCGAGGAAAAGCAGAAUGUGGCCGAUGAGAGGAUUAGUACUACACAGGAAAAGCUCGACGCUGCCGUCCGCCGAGAGGGCUAUUUCCGUAGCAUUGCUUUAAGGUACUCUCAAGGGUUUGCACGAAUCAUACCUAUUAUAAAUGAGAUACAAGAGAGCCCAGGAAUUACGGAAGAAGGAUACCUGUGA